This is a messenger RNA of Oryzias melastigma (Indian medaka), 842 nucleotides long. It is a transcript of the gene snrpc, whose product is annotated as small nuclear ribonucleoprotein polypeptide C. Gene Ontology annotation, biological process: spliceosomal snRNP assembly; mRNA splicing, via spliceosome; mRNA 5'-splice site recognition. The coding region runs from base 89 to 532 and encodes 147 amino acids. NCBI's taxonomy places the organism in Eukaryota, Metazoa, Chordata, Actinopteri, Beloniformes, Adrianichthyidae. The transcript has 7 exons. Gene Ontology annotation, cellular component: nucleus; U1 snRNP. The record is from RefSeq and is a predicted model, not a curated record. Gene Ontology annotation, molecular function: pre-mRNA 5'-splice site binding; zinc ion binding.
CGGAACUAUCUGUAUUUAGUUCAAGGGUUCCUCGGAAGAGUUAAAGGGAGCACCGCAGUUCCACUCUUGAGAGAGGUUGUUGGGAAACAUGCCUAAGUUUUACUGUGACUACUGUGAUACAUACCUCACACACGAUUCACCCUCAGUUAGAAAGACCCACUGCAGCGGUCGAAAACAUAAAGAAAAUGUGAAGGAUUAUUACCAGAAAUGGAUGGAGGAGCAAGCACAGAGUCUAAUUGAUAAAACAACGGCUGCGUUUCAGCAGGGUAAGAUUCCCCCCACACCCUUCCCUGGUGGUCCUCCCCCAGCUGGACCUCCACGCCCAGGUAUGCUGCCUACACCCCCGAUGGGAGGCCCUCCUAUGAUGCCCAUGAUGGGACCUCCUCCACAUGGGAUGAUGCCAGGUGGACCCGUUGGAGGAAUGAGACCGCCAAUGGGAGCACCCAUGCCGAUGAUGCCAGGACCGCCACACAUGAUGCGUCCUCCUCGUCCCAUGAUGAUGCCAGUUCGGCCAGGAACUCACGCGGUCUAGAAAUGACUCAUGGAUCUGGAUUAGGAUUUUUAUAUCUGUUAAUUCCCAAGUCUCAGAUUUGUAAUGAUUCCAUUUCUUUAACUUUUUUUUCUGGUAUUUAUUGGUAUUCAUCCAUUUGACAUGAUUCUAGCUUUUUUAAGGACCCCCCCCCAGACAUAAUUCAUCAUUUUUGCUUAAAAAAAAAAAAUCCUCAGCUUUAUUGUCACAAUUGAAGUGUUUUUGACCCGAUCUGUCAUUUUUGUUUCGGGUUUUACAUGUUUUUGUAUAGCGCUUGCAUUGGUUUGGUAAAUAAAGCAAUGUUUCAAGCAAA